This is a messenger RNA of Trichogramma pretiosum, 1625 nucleotides long. Its product is annotated as aurora kinase C-like. NCBI's taxonomy places the organism in Eukaryota, Metazoa, Arthropoda, Insecta, Hymenoptera, Trichogrammatidae. The transcript has 5 exons. Gene Ontology annotation, molecular function: ATP binding; protein kinase activity. The record is from RefSeq and is a predicted model, not a curated record. Gene Ontology annotation, cellular component: spindle pole centrosome; spindle microtubule; chromosome passenger complex. The coding region runs from base 298 to 1473 and encodes 391 amino acids. Gene Ontology annotation, biological process: protein phosphorylation; regulation of cytokinesis; mitotic spindle organization.
CAAAAAUUGCGCCCUCCGUGUGUCCUGCGAAUGUUGACAAUUACAGGAUUAAGAUAAAUUGGUAGAUAGUAGAUUACUCGGCUGAUUAUUGAUAAAUAAUAAAAAAAGAGAUUUCUCGAUCAAAAAGUUAAAAGGCACCUUUAACUAACGAGCUUUCAAGUCGGAUCUUGAUCCUAUAAUACGAUACACUGUAGUGCUGUUGAUUUUUCCACGUCCAGUAGUUUUUAAUUUUUAUUUCUAACCUAUUGGUUUUUACAUACUAAUUAAUAAUAAUAUUAAGUUUUCAAGAUUAGCAAAAUGAUGAAAGGAAAAGAAAAUUUGAGUCAAAGUCAACAAAAACAUCAAAUGGGUAAGACAGAUAUCUUGAAAGAAAGUAAGUUUCAGUCAACUACUGCAAGUUCUAAAAGCAUUGCUAAAAAAUCAGAAGAAACCAACACUGCAAAUAAAUCCCAAGAACUUAUGCCUCCGCCAAAACUACCUUUAAAUUCUACAGAAGUCCGUGCAGUGAAAAAACCAGAUCAAACUCAUCAUUCACAAAACUCUCAUCAUAAGGACACUGUGACAGAUUCUAAACCAAAAAAACAAGAGAGUUCAACAAGCUCAAUCCCACAAUCAAAGACUGGAAACCAAAAGGAAAAGAAAAAACAAUGGGCUAUCACAGAUUUUGAUAUUGGACGUGCACUCGGUAAAGGCAAAUUUGGAAAUGUAUACUUGGCACGAGAAAAACAAUCAAAGUUUAUUGUUGCAAUGAAAGUAUUGUUUAAGGCUCAGAUUUUAAAGGCUGACAUUGAGCAUCAAGUCAGGCGAGAAAUUGAAAUUCAAACUCAUUUAAGGCACCCUAAUAUACUAAGGAUGUAUGGAUAUUUUCAUGAUGAUACUAGAGUUUAUUUAAUUUUGGAAUUUGCUCCUAAGGGAGAAGUAUUUAAGGAACUUAAUGCUCAACCUAAUAAACGUUUUGAUGAAGUGAGGACCGCCACUUACAUUUCGCAACUGGCUGAUGCCUUGAAAUAUUGUCAUGCAAGGAAAGUUAUUCAUAGAGAUAUAAAACCAGAAAAUUUACUUCUUGGUGUUAACGGAGAAUUGAAAAUGGCUGACUUUGGUUGGUCUGUUCAUGCCCCAUCUUCACGCAGGGAAACUGUGUGUGGUACCUUAGAUUAUUUACCACCAGAAAUGGUCAAUGGUCAAACGCAUGAUCAUACUGUUGAUUUGUGGGGCGUUGGAAUUUUGACUUACGAAUUUUUGGUUGGUCAACCACCAUUUUUAGCCAAAACUUACGAUGAGACCUACCAUAGAAUAAAAAAAGUAAAAUAUACCGUCCCAGAUCAUAUGAGUUCUGGAGCCAGAGACCUUAUAGCAAAACUUCUCGUUGUGGCGCCGGAAAAAAGGUUAUCAUUGGAUGGUAUUCUAGAUCACCAAUGGGUUGUUUCAAAUCGUACAACUCAACCAACUCAAGAAAGCAUGAAGAGAAGUUAAUCUAUUUGAUCUAUUUUUUAAUUUUAUGUCAUUUAAAAAUCAAAAUGGAGUAUAAGUUUCUGAAAGUUUUACUUCUAUAUUUGGGAUAGCCAAAGUAGUUUUUAAUUCUGUAGAUGAUUAAAAUUUUGUACAAUAUAUUUUUUAAUAUUGGA